CACAAUCAGAGUGGCACUCUGAAGACUCGUGAAGAGCUGUCAUGACUUUGACUUUGGUGUUUUGUGAACGUACUUUUGGUUUCUUUGUGUACAUUACGCGGAUUAAGAUUGCUUAAAUGCGAUACUUUAUCAAUUCGAGACGUUUUAUAAACGCGGCACUGAAGAUCUACAAGUCUCAAUGGAGCGUCUUUAGCGACUCUUAAAGCUUUUCUGUUUGGGAGUUUUCUUUAUUUACGUUUCUACUGGCAGGAAUAAAUGAUCACCUCAACUAGACGAGUCUCUGCAGAUAAACCUGAAGUACAAAUCGCUUUCAGCCUCGACGAAUCCUCAGAGUUGAAAGAUGCAGAGGAUCCCCUUCCAGCUUUCCUUGACCUUGAGCAACGUCUGCAGCCGGUGCCUCCAUGUCGGUCUCUAAAGGAGUCUGUAGAAUUGUACAAAGACCACUGCAAGAUGGCCAAUGAGUUCAACCAAGUCAAACAUGAAAUCGCCAGGCUAGAAGACAGAAAGAAAGAACUCAUUGCAGAGAUAUUAGAAGAUGAAAAGGUGGCGAUGGAGGGCGCACAGCUGGAGGAGGAAUACAGGAUACUUGCGGAGGAAAACCGGAAUCUGAUCUCGGCUCACAGCGAACACGCCCAGCAGCUUGAAAAUCUCCGGGUGAUCAGUCAAAAGAGACAGGGCUCCUCGUGACCUUUGACAUCAGUAUUCUGAAUCCCUACUCUCCUCCUACUUAUAACAUCUCAGUGAUUUUUCAGUAGUUAUAUUAUGAUGUACUGAAUUGAAACACUGCUCUUGAAUCAGCAUUCUUAGACUGAACACUUAAUGUAUAUGCAAUAUAUGUUAAGCUAAUAUGGGUCCUUGAGGGCCUUUUUUUUUUUUUUUUAGCUCAGACUUCAUGUUAUUUUUAGUUGUUGACCUAAGAGAUCACCAAUAUUUGUCUGACACAGUAUUCUGAAAAGGCUACAGUACACUAUAUAGCACUUUUUCCUUUGGAAGGGCGUGUGUGAGGACUUAUGUGUUUCUCUGCCUACUGAACAUUUGAAAUGGUGUCAGUUUUACAUUCAAAUCACUUUGCUGACAAAGAGUAAAUUGACUCUUACAAAAAGAUUUUACUUUUGUCUCUCUGUUGCAUAAACAAGGAAUUAAUGAAUUACAUUUCCGUACAGCUAUUCAAGUUCAAGGCAGGUGGCAAUAGAUGUAUGACUACAUUCCAUUGUUUAGUCACUCAGUAAUAGGGAACUUGCAUUUCGAAAUGUGGUCUGCUCAUUUUAGGAUUGUGAAACCCUUCAAAAAUAUAAAUGGCUGUCAUCCCCAUCCCACACACAGCUGAAAUACCAGUACAUUUGUAGUUCCUAAUGUAUGUUCUCCAUUCAGUUUAAUAGCAGGUAAAUUUGCGUUCUUCAGAAAGGGGUUUAGUUUGUUCAAGCUUAGUUUCCCUUUUCAUAUACAUUUAGGCAUUUGGCAAACUUAUACAAAUAGGCUACAAAGUGAUAUUAAACAGUGAAUUUGGGGUUUGCAUAUAAUCCGUCCAUAUACCAAGGAAUCGAACCCAUGACCUUUGCCUUGCAAGCGUUGGCUUUACCAUUCUCUACCAAUUAAGCAG
Messenger RNA from Xyrauchen texanus (razorback sucker), 1600 nucleotides. Its product is annotated as MAP3K7 C-terminal-like protein. The transcript has 5 exons. The coding region runs from base 256 to 687 and encodes 143 amino acids. The record is from RefSeq and is a predicted model, not a curated record. Lineage: Eukaryota; Metazoa; Chordata; Actinopteri; Cypriniformes; Catostomidae. Gene Ontology annotation, cellular component: cytosol; nucleus.